Messenger RNA from Gavia stellata (red-throated loon), 1032 nucleotides. RefSeq names its product carbonic anhydrase 14 (gene CA14). Gene Ontology annotation, molecular function: zinc ion binding; carbonate dehydratase activity. Gene Ontology annotation, cellular component: plasma membrane. The transcript is spliced from 11 exons. NCBI's taxonomy places the organism in Eukaryota, Metazoa, Chordata, Aves, Gaviiformes, Gaviidae. The record is from RefSeq and is a predicted model, not a curated record. Bases 1 to 1032 code for a protein of 343 amino acids.
AUGCUGCGUGCCCUGCUGCUGCUGGGGGGCCUGGCCCCCGCCCUGCCCGCCGGUCCCCACUGGGCGUAUGAGGGUCCCCACGGGCAGCAGCACUGGCCCGAGGGGCACCCGGCGUGCGGGGGCCGAGCCCAGUCGCCCAUCGACAUCCAGACGCGUUGGGCGCAGCCGGACCCCUCGCUGCCGCCCCUCCGCCACGUGGGCUACCGCCGCCCCGGCACCCCGGCCUUCACCCUCGCCAACAACGGCCACACCGCGGUGCUGGCGCUGCCGCCCACCCUGCGGCUGCAGGGACUGCCCCGCAGCUUCGCCGCCGCUCAGCUCCACUUCCACUGGGGUCGACCCGGCCGCACCGGCGGUGCCGAGCAUCUCCUCGACGGCCGCCGUGCCCCCGCCGAGAUGCACGUGGUGCACUACGACGCGGAGCGCUACGCCAAUGCCAGCGAGGCCCAGCACCACGCCGGCGGGCUGGCCGUGCUCGGCGUCCUCCUGGAGGUGGGUGCUGACCCCCACCCUGCCUACGACAACAUCCUGAGCCAUCUCGGGAGCAUCCGCUACGCAGGGCAGACGACGACCGUCCCUUCCUUCAGCGUGCAGGACCUGCUGCCCCCACGCCUGGACCUCUACUACCGCUACAACGGGUCCCUCACCACCCCGCCCUGCUUCCAGGGCGUCCUCUGGACCCUCUUCCAGCAGCCUGUCCGCAUCAGCCUGGCCCAGCUGGAGCAGCUCCAGGGAGCCCUUUACGCCACGGCAGCGACCGAGCCCGAGCCCCAGCGCCUGGUGGAUAAUUUUCGGGUCCCGCAGGAGCUCAACCAGCGGCUGGUGCUCUCGUCCUUCCCCAGGGGGCCCGAGGGGUAUUCGACAGGUGAAGUCAUAGCCAUCAUCUUUGGAGCCAUCUCCGGCUGCCUCGGCAUCUUCCUCGCCACCCACUUCGUGGCCAAGAGGAUGCGAGCGAGGAGGGCGCAGGAGCAGGACGUUGUGUUCAAAGCCUCUUCCCGCCGCACCCCCUUGGAUGACGGGCCCCGCCUUUGA